GAGGAGGGAGUCCACCACAUAUCAAACUCUGUGCUGUAGCAUAUGCGGCUAAAUCAUAAAACUGCCAGCUAAAGCUAUGUAGCCUGUGCAACCUGCUCUCUGGCAUUCACGGGGACACGAGAAGAGCCGGGGUUUUCUCCUUUCUUUUUAAAGUUUCUAACUGAUAUUUUUAAUACUAUCCGGGAACAGCAGCAGCAACAACAACAACAACACCAUCAGCUGGCGUUUAGCAUUAGCAGCCAAGCUUCCCGGAAGGAGGCCGCCGCAGCGCCGGGUGGAGGUUUAACUUUCCCUGCCCUGACGUCCGCACCGAAGUGAUAUAAACCCAGAUGAUAAACUGAUACUUAUUUCCUCUCGGUAAGAAUGGAUUCCUCUUUGGGGAUGUGCGGCGAGGAAUGCUUGGCAACUGUAAAAUGCCUGGAGCUGAGGUCUGGCCAGAAGGAUCCCAGACUCCUGUCACUAAUUGAACGCGGUGGAGAGUUUAUACUGGGUGUUUUAGCCAACCCUGAUGCUGUUGUGUCUCGUCCAGUGGCUCAGCUAUCGAUACCCAUCAAUGCUAACUUUGAAAUUGUACGAGAAGCUGAAGAAGCUCUUCUUAUUGAUUUGUCAGUAGAUCCUUCCGUUAAAGUACGAAUCAAAGGAGAAAAAGCCCCAGAGCUGCUGUUGGAACUGCAGGAUGAUGAUCGCACUCAGACUUUCCUCACCCAGGUGAAGAGUGUUCAACCAGUAGUCAAACCUGCCAAACCAACAGCGAUGGAGCCCAUUACACCAACACCACAGAGAACUCCAGUACCUGUCCCUCCACAAAGGAUUGCUAAGACAGCUAACCCACCCAAACCCACUAGUGCAGUGCCCCCCAGUCUUAAUAACAACACUCCAUCAACUCUGAAUAACACAAAUCCAAUUCAGUCACUUGUUCCAGACUUUGGCUUUGAGAACAACCACACUUUCCAAGUGGAAGAAAAGAAAAAUCACCAGAAUCGCAUAGUUGCCUCUAGGGAGCCUCCACCUCUCCCUCCACUACCUCCUCGCAAAGCUUCUUCUAUUCCAUCCAAUCCUCCGCGGCCUGCUCCAGUCCCUAAAGACAGAGCUGCCUCCUUACAGGCCAAAGACAGCUCUUCAGUCACUAGCAGCAAGUCAGAUAGUUUUAGGUCAGGGUUUGACCGUGCAGACAGGCCACCAUCUUGGUGUGAGAGCCCCACCACUAACAGCAUGAGACAGGCCAUGUUCUCCACCCAGGCAGGUCAGAGAGAAUACCUCAUCAAACACCGCCUGGGCAAGAAGGAGAACGAGUAUGUGGAUAUCCGGCCCUUCAAGUUUUUCACAGGUACGUGGAAUGUGAACGGUCAGUCUCCAGACAGCAGCCUCGAGCCGUGGCUCUGCUGUGACCCUGAACCUCCAGAUAUAUAUGCGCUUGGUUUUCAAGAAUUGGACCUGAGCACUGAGGCUUUCUUCUACAUGGACUCAUCCAAAGAGCAGCUGUGGGUCGAUGCUGUGGAGAGAAGCCUGCACUCAAAAGCCAAGUACAAGAGGGUUCGGAUCAUACGACUCGUUGGGAUGAUGCUUGUAGUUUAUGUUAAAAAGGCAUACAGGAAUCACAUAAAAGAUGUGGCUGCUGAGCACGUGGGGACAGGAAUCAUGGGAAAAAUGGGGAACAAAGGAGGUGUAGCUGUGAGGUUUGUUUUCCACAACACUAGCUUCUGCAUCGUUAAUUCCCAUCUAGCAGCACAUGUGGAAGACUUUGAGCGCCGCAAUCAGGACUAUAAAGACAUAUGUGCACGCAUGACCUUCCACUUACUGGACUACCCUCCUCUCAGCAUCGUCAAGCACGAUGUUGUAAUCUGGCUCGGGGACCUAAACUAUCGUCUAUUUAUUACCGAUGCUGCUGACGUCAAACAAUUCAUUGCUCAGGGUGAUCUAAAGAAGCUUCAGGAGUAUGAUCAGCUGAACGUUCAGAGGCAGACAAAGAAGGCCUUCACAGACUUCAUGGAAGGGGAGAUUACCUUCAUUCCCACAUACAAGUUUGACCCUAAAACUGAUCGAUGGGACUCCAGUGGGAAGUGCAGAGUCCCGGCUUGGUGUGACAGAAUCCUGUGGAGGGGCAGCAGUGUCAAGCAGCUAGAAUACCGGAGUCACAUGAGAAUGCAAACUAGCGAUCACAAGCCCGUCAGCUCCCUCUUUAAUAUAGGGGUGAAGGUGGUAGAUGAGCAACGCCACAAGAAGGUGUUUGAGGAGAUUGUUCGUGCAAUGGACAGGAUGGAAAAUGACUGUCUUCCAUCUGUUUCUCUAAGCAGAAGAGAGUUUACAUUUGAGAAUGUCAAGUUCAGGCAGCUUCAAAAGGAGCGCUUCCUAAUAAAAAAUGACGGGCAGGUACCCUGUCACUUCGCCUUCAUCCCCAAACUUAAUGACUCGCAGUAUUGCAAGCCUUGGCUGCGUGCUGAGCCCAGCGAUGGAAUGCUGGAUCCAAAUGAGACCCUGGAGAUCUAUCUGGAGGUGUAUGUCAGUAAAGACUCUGUCACACUGCUCAACUCUGGAGAAGACAAAAUAGAGGACAUCCUGGUGCUUCAUCUGGACCGUGGCAAAGACUACUUUAUUACAAUCUCAGGCAAUUACCUGCCCAGCUGCUUUGGCACCUCGCUGGAGACUCUGUGCCGCAUGAAGAAGCCCAUCAGAGAAAUCCCCAUUACCAAACUCAUUGACCUGGGAGAGGACAGCUACAUGGAGAAGGAAAAGUCCAAGAUGAACUUCCUGAUGGUGGAUGGAGCCGGUACUGAGGACAAACCUCUGAAGAUCCCCAAGGAGGUGUGGAUUCUGGUCAACCACCUCUACACAAAGUCCUGUGAUCAGGAGGACUUAUUUCAGACACCAGGCCUACAGGAGGAGCUGCAGAGCAUCAUCGACUGUCUGGACACCAGCAUCCCUGACUCCAUCCCUGGUUGUAACCACUCUGUGGCUGAGGCACUGCUGAUCUUCUUGGAGGCUUUGCCAGAGCCAGUGGUGUGCUAUGAACUCUACCAACGGUGCCUAGACUGCUCUAACGAUACCCGCCUCUGCAAACAGUUGAUCUCCCAGUUGCCCCGGGCUCACCGCAAUGUGUUUCGCUACUUGAUGGCCUUUCUGAAAGAACUUCUCAAACACUCACAGAACAACAAUCUAACAGCCAGUCUCCUUGCUACCCUCUUUGCCAGCCUCCUCAUUCGACCACCUCCCAAUUUUGUGGGCAGGCAGACGUCACACGAGCGCCAGAAAGCCAUCGAUUUUGUUCUGGGUUUCCUAAUGGCCGGAGAUGAGGAGUAACAUUGAGGGUUAAUUAUGGUGUCAGUUUGGUCUGGAGCUGAUUCCCAGCCUGGCUCUUCGGUUGUAAAGGACCUGGUAUUUUGACAUCUACUGGAGACCAGUGCAGUUCUUCUGCACCCUACCUUUUACAAACUGUCGUGUUAAUAUGUAAGGUACCGAAGACUCUUAUUAGAACUGUCAUAUCUUCAGUCCAUGCACAAUAGGACAAGUUGCAGGAUUUGGAAGCAUUUGGGAGAGGUUUGAACUGAUGCACUUUGUGAUGACCUAAAGGAUCCGUGCCUCCUGACUAGAGUUGACACUUCUUCAUGUAGGUGCUCUUGCCAAAAUAACCCCUAAGCCGUGAGUGUUAUAAAUGUGAAAACACUAUAUAUAUAUAUA
Pelmatolapia mariae (spotted tilapia) is the source of this 3675-nucleotide messenger RNA. It is a transcript of the gene ocrl, whose product is annotated as OCRL inositol polyphosphate-5-phosphatase. The record is from RefSeq and is a predicted model, not a curated record. The transcript has 24 exons. The coding region runs from base 364 to 3297 and encodes 977 amino acids. Gene Ontology annotation, biological process: signal transduction; phosphatidylinositol dephosphorylation. Lineage: Eukaryota; Metazoa; Chordata; Actinopteri; Cichliformes; Cichlidae. Gene Ontology annotation, molecular function: phosphatidylinositol-4,5-bisphosphate 5-phosphatase activity; inositol phosphate phosphatase activity. Gene Ontology annotation, cellular component: cytoplasm; membrane.